AUGCCUCAAUCAAAGCAGCAGAAGAAAUUCGAGAAGAAGCAUCUAAAAGAUGUGCUCGAGCGACGCAAGGGCUUGAAAAAGGUCAAGCAGCGACAGCAGAUCAACGCGAAAAAGAAGGCCAGACGCGCAGAGGAAGAGGGUCGCCCUGCGCCUGGCGAGAAACAUGGCGACGAGGUGAAGAAGGAUGUGCGCAAUGGUAAGAAGGCUGGCGAGGACAAGUUCAAAGACAUGAGCGUGGACGAGUUCUUCCAGGGAGGCUUCGAGGUACCCGAGCUACCCCAGGAGAAGGGCAAGAAGAGAAAGAGAGAGGCGCCGAAGGAGCAGCAGGAGGAGAGCGGCAGUGAAGGUUCGGAUGUGUCCUUCGAGCAAGCGCCUGUGUCUGCUAGACUGGCCGACGGCGGCGACUCGGGGUCGGAGGAUGAUGAGGAUUUGGAGGGCCACAGACAACAGCUUGAUGCGCUUGCGGAGAAUGAUCCUGAGUUCCACAAGUAUCUUCAGGAGAACGAGCCGGAGCUGCUGGGCGGAGAGCUGGAAGGCGUUGAAGCACUGAGCGAGGAAGAAGAGGAGGCGCCGAAGCGGAAGAAGCCCAAAAAAACCGCUCCCGCAUCAGACGAGUCGGAAGACGAGGAGGUGGACGGUGCUCGCAAGAACGAGCUGACGAAAGCUAUGGUGUCGAAAUGGAGGACCGCUAUCACCAAGGAGCACUCGCUUCGUGCUGCAAGGGAAGUGGUGCUGGCCUUUCGCGCCGCAGCACACGUCUCGGACGAGGAAGACGAUCUACAAUUCAAAUACUCCAUCUCCGACCCUGCAGUAUACCACGAAUUGCUCACGCUCGCGCUCAAGCAUAUCCCGGAUGUCUUCCAGCACCAUUUGCCCGUGCAGGAGAGCAAGAGCGGGAAGGUGCACGUUUCGUUGGAGAGCAAGAGGUUCAAGACCCUCGGACCGCUGCUGAAGAGCCACGUCGCCAGCAUUAUGCACCUCCUGGACCACCUCAGCGAUGCUUCGACACUUCGCAUGACGCUGAGCUCGACGCUGCCGCUUCUCCCGUACUUGCUGUCGUUCAAAAAGCUUGUGCGCAACCUGGCAAAGGCCGUAACGAACAUCUGGUCGUCUUCGUCGAACGCAGAAGCGACGCGUAUUGCGGCGUUUCUCGUACUGCGCCGUCUUACCACAAUCAGCGAUGCUGGCAUCCGAGAGAACGUGCUCAAGACAGUAUAUCAAGGCCUCGUCAAAGGGUCGCGCAACACCACGAUCCACACUGUUCAGGGCAUGAACCUGAUGAAGAACUCUGCUUCCGAGCUUUGGGGUCUCGUUGACCCUGCCGUUGCCUACACCACCUCCUUCACCUUCGUUCGUCAGCUUGCCAUCCAUCUCCGGACGAGCAUCCACAACACCGCGAAAGAAGGGUACAAGAAUGUCUACAACUGGCAAUACGUGCACAGCCUGGACUUCUGGUCUCGUGUCCUCUCCGCCCAUGCCAUCGACCCGGCCUCUAACAUGCGCCCACUCAUAUACCCUCUGGUGCAAGUCACGCUCGGCGCCCUCCGCCUGAUCCCCACCGCUACCUACUUCCCGCUCCGCUUCCACCUCAGCCGCUCGCUCCUCCGCCUCUCCCGCACCACCAACACCUUCAUCCCCCUCGCGGCGCCCCUCUACGAAGUCCUCACGUCGGCCGAAAUGCGCAAAGCGCCCAAACCCUCCACCCUCAAACCCCUCGACUUCAGCGUCAGCAUCCGCGCUCCCAAGGGCUAUCUCCGCACGCGCGUCUACCAGGACGGCGUCGGCGAGCAGGUGCAGGAGCUGCUGGGCGAGUUCUUCGUGCUGUGGUGCAAGAACGUUGCGUUUCCCGAACUCUCGUUGCCGGUCAACGUGGUGCUGAAGCGCUGGUUGAAAGACGUCAACCGCCGCGCUCCCGGGGAGGGGAAUAAGAACCAGAAGGUCAACGGGAUGAUCCAACUCCUCGUGCAGAAACUCGAAGCGAAUGCGCGGCACGUGGAGGACAAGCGAGGGAAGGUGGAGUUUGCGCCGAACGAUCGCACGGGCGUCGAGGGGUUUUUGCAGGAGGUGGGGUGGGACAAGAUGCCGCUGGGGGCUUUUGUGGGGACGUUGAGGCGGCAGAGGGAGGAGAGGGAAAAGGUUGCUGAGGAGGCGAGGAGGGAGGAUGAGCGGAGGAGGAGUAGUGGUGAUAAAGAGAAGAAGGGUGAGGAGGUGGGGAGUGAGAGUGAGAGUGAGGAGGAUGAGAUGGUGGAUGGAAUUAGUGAGGACGAGGAUGAGGUGAUGGUUGAUGGGGUGGGUAGUGAAGACGAGGAGGAGGACUGA
Molecule: messenger RNA, 2319 nt
Organism: Saxophila tyrrhenica
Lineage: Eukaryota; Fungi; Ascomycota; Dothideomycetes; Mycosphaerellales; Extremaceae
Gene: NOC2
Product: Nucleolar Complex 2 protein
Exons: 1
Coding region: 1-2319 (772 amino acids)
Biological process (GO): ribosomal large subunit biogenesis
Cellular component (GO): nucleolus; Noc1p-Noc2p complex; Noc2p-Noc3p complex
Source: RefSeq, a predicted model, not a curated record